Molecule: messenger RNA, 479 nt
Organism: Pseudomyrmex gracilis
Lineage: Eukaryota; Metazoa; Arthropoda; Insecta; Hymenoptera; Formicidae
Exons: 5
Coding region: 155-469 (104 amino acids)
Source: RefSeq, a predicted model, not a curated record
UAUUACGGAUCAAGAAAUAAUCUACGAUCGUUUAAGAAAUGGUAAACAAGUGAAAAGACAUCGAUCCCGUUUUGAAAAGCUUAGAAACUCCAGAAUACGAGAAGCUCAGAAUAAUUUAACCACUGGGAUUUACUCAUUAAAGGAAUUCUUACAGAUGUUUGAAAAAGAAAGCGAACGUAAAGAAUAUGAAUUUACACUUCAAAUAGAUGAUGGAAACGAAGAUAAGAUUUGUGCAGACUUGCAUACAGGAGGAGCUGUCAAUUCUGAUAUUGAUGGUAGAGGAGAUAAUACAGAUAAAUACAUUCCUCGACGGAGGAGACAAAGUAAAAAAAGUAAUAACAGAGAAGAAGAACACAUUGAAGAAUCUGCGGAAAAAACGCAUAAUGGAGUUUUAAAUGCUACUGUAGAAGAUACAAGUGAAAGUAAUAAUUCGCAAAGCAUUGUGGAUGGUACUAUCGGAAAUGGGUAAUUAUGCAGUU